Molecule: messenger RNA, 693 nt
Organism: Pyricularia oryzae 70-15
Lineage: Eukaryota; Fungi; Ascomycota; Sordariomycetes; Magnaporthales; Pyriculariaceae
Product: prefoldin
Exons: 5
Coding region: 151-603 (150 amino acids)
Biological process (GO): regulation of DNA-templated transcription; protein folding
Cellular component (GO): prefoldin complex; cytoplasm
Source: RefSeq, a predicted model, not a curated record
UGCAAUACAGCCAAUCUUAGCUCCACCCCCACCAGCACUCAUUAUCACUUACCGUGCGAUGCUCACUUUCAAGAAUUAGCGGCGAACAAACUGACUUCGGGCUUGACUUUGAAUAUUGUCCCUGUCAGACAAAGCAAAUCAGUUAAUAAAAUGGCGGGUAGAGAACAGCAAAUAAAUCUCGAUAGCCUCAGCACUCAACAGCUGAGUGCCGUCAAGAAGCAGCUGGAUGAGGAGGUUGAGCACCUGACAGCCUCUUUCACGCAGCUCCACGCUGCACAAGGCAAAUUUCGCGAAUGCCUGCGCAUCGUGAAAGAGCAGUCGGCGUCACCAGAAGCAAAGAAGGAUGUUUUGGUUCCCCUGACGAACUCCUUGUAUGUAAGGGGCAAGCUGUCUGAUCCAAGCAAUGUUCUUGUUGAUGUCGGCACCGGCUUCUAUAUCGAAAAGAGUACUACCAGCGCAGCAGAGUUCUACGAGGCCAAGGUGAAAGAGCUAGGAGGAAACAUCCAGGGCCUCGAGGGCAUUGUGCAAGGGAAGACGAACAACUUGCGCGUCGUAGAGGAAGUUCUCCGCCAAAAGCUUGCCACUGGCGCCAAACCAUCGUAGGGUACUCCGUUCACAAAACGACACCGUCGAUAGAGUCAAAUACAACAAGCCUCUGGGAUCAUAAACCACCUCUUGAUGAUAUUAAAAAUA